Molecule: messenger RNA, 1621 nt
Organism: Schistosoma turkestanicum
Lineage: Eukaryota; Metazoa; Platyhelminthes; Trematoda; Strigeidida; Schistosomatidae
Source: the annotation of a GenBank genome assembly
ACCGACUAGAAUUAGGCGAUCGAGUAGCUAGAGUUCCAUUUAUUGGACACUUCCGAAAAAAACAAGAAACAAGCGUUAAGAAAUCAAUUGGUUUAUACUAGCAGGCGUAAGAGGUACUGGAUUCAUUGAAUAAGAAAGAUAUUGGAUAUUGUAUUUCAGUAAGCAGAGAAAAUGAUUCUCAGGGUCGUCGUUAUGAUAUAAUGUUACCGAUUGUCCGUUACUAGUAUUCUAAACAGUUCUUCAGUCCCCAUUGUUUAUGACUGGAUGUGUUUUCCUACACCUGUCAGUUAUAUUACAUUACUAAUGGUCAUAUUGAGGCGCUUCAGUGUGUAAUCAAAUCUUAGUGUUUUCUAUGUAUAACGAAUGAAAAUCUAACCCAAUCCAGAUGUUUAUCUUUCGUACUUUACUGAAAACCCACAAGCGUUUCCUUCAUAUUCAUGGCCGUGAUAUCCCAUCAAAUAUACCACUACCUCCUUACAUCACGAAUAAGAUCGAUCUUUCCCCUUCGGUAAUAACUGUUCAGAGUGAACGUAAUAUUAACGAAUGCAAACGAGCAGGUUCAAUCAUCCGCCAGAUAUUUGAUGAUCUCAAGGAUUUUAUCAAACCUGGUUUGUGUACUCAAGACAUUGAUGAUUUCGUGUUUAAUCAGUGUCUGAGUAAGUCAGUAUACCCAUCACCGUUAGGAUAUAAAGGUUUUCCCAAGUAAGUUUGCUUUUGAAAAUUAUAUUCGGCAUUUUUAGCUGCAUUUCGAGGUCCCCUAGCAUCCUAUUAUGAAUGAAUUUGUAGCCCGACAGUGUAAAUGUUCAUACCACCCAAGGUCGGUUUGCACGUCAGUAAAUGAAGUUGUUUGUCAUGGAAUCCCAAAGGAAUCACAAGUACUAAAACUGGGCGAUAUCAUGUCUGUGGAUAUAUCAGUUUAUAAUGGUUAUGUUCAUGGUGAUGCUUGUCACACUUUUGUAGUCGGCUUGGAUAAUCAUUCUGAUUAUUCUAAUUCUGAGGCUGCCGAACGUAUAAAAACUGCAGUCUACUUGUGCACUGUGGCCCAAAAGUGUCGUGAUGCUGGUAUCAGCGUUUGUGGCCCAAAUGCUCUUUAUACGUCAAUUGCAGAAGCAGUCACUAAGUGUGCCGAUGCAUUCCAAUGCCGGGUCGUGGUUGGCGUGUGUGGACAUGGAAUUGGCCAGUUUUUGCAUGGACCACCAGAAAUAGUACAUUCAAUUCAUGAAUUAGCUUCCCAACCACUGGCACGUAUGCUACCUGGACAUACAUUCACCGUCGAACCAUGUAUCUCUCUUCCUCCCAACAAGUCUGAAGUGCGAUUCAAACGCAAUACAAGUUUUGCAGUUCCUGUUAUUUUGGAAGAUGGGUGGACAGUGGUCACAAGUGAUAAAGCUCUAACAGCUCAGUUUGAACAUACCAUCGCAAUUACAAAUGAAGGUUGUUUAGUACUAACGUGAUCUAUAGCCUUUUUGUUCUUUAUCCAUAGAUUCAUUUUAAUAUUACGUUUUUGGAGGUGAUGUGUAACUGACAAUAAUCCCUAUAAUUUAAUUGUACGCAUGUGCAUUUUAGAAGACGCGAUACUCAAAAGUAUAUUAAUUAUACAUACAAUUCGCUUUAAUGUUAA